Molecule: messenger RNA, 2580 nt
Organism: Phycodurus eques (leafy seadragon)
Lineage: Eukaryota; Metazoa; Chordata; Actinopteri; Syngnathiformes; Syngnathidae
Gene: roraa
Product: RAR-related orphan receptor A, paralog a
Exons: 10
Coding region: 117-1523 (468 amino acids)
Biological process (GO): regulation of transcription by RNA polymerase II
Cellular component (GO): nucleus
Molecular function (GO): RNA polymerase II cis-regulatory region sequence-specific DNA binding; zinc ion binding; nuclear receptor activity
Source: RefSeq, a predicted model, not a curated record
GUGGUCAUGCUCCAAGGCUGAGAGGCAGAGAGCUGUGCUGGCCAGCUGCUGCUGAAACAGCAGUGGAAGGGGCUUUGCACGGGGUGAUAGUUGUUCUCUUAUGGACCCGAAGCUUAAUGAUGUAUUUUGUGAUUUCAGCUAUGAAAGCUCAAAUCGAAAUAAUUCCCUGCAAGAUCUGUGGAGACAAAUCAUCAGGCAUCCAUUACGGCGUGAUAACAUGUGAAGGCUGUAAGGGCUUCUUCAGGAGGAGUCAGCAGAGCAAUGCGGCCUACUCCUGCCCCCGUCAGAAGAACUGCCUGAUCGACCGCACCAGCCGCAACCGCUGCCAGCACUGCCGGCUGCAGAAGUGCCUGGCGGUCGGCAUGUCACGAGACGCGGUGAAGUUUGGCCGCAUGUCCAAGAAGCAGCGAGACAGCCUCUACGCUGAGGUCCAGAAGCAUCGGCUCCAGCAGCAGCAGCGCGACCACCAACAGCAGCCCGGGGAGGCGGAGCCUCUCACGCCCAGCUACGGCCUCUCGGCCAACGGCCUCACGGAGCUCCACGACGACCUCAGCGGCUACAUGGACGGCCACACCCCCGACGGCACCAAACCGGACUCGGCCGUCAGCAGCUUCUACCUGGAUAUCCAGCCCUCCCCGGACCAGUCUGGCCUGGACAUCAACGGCAUCAAGCCCGAACCCAUCUGCGACUUUGCCCCCGGCUCUGGCUUCUUCCCUUAUUGCUCCUUCACCAACGGAGAAACCUCCCCUACCGUGUCCAUGGCAGAACUAGAGCACUUGGCCCAAAAUAUCUCCAAAUCACACAUGGAGACAUGUCAGUACCUGAGAGAAGAACUUCAGCAGAUGACCUGGCAAGCCUUCCUGCAGGAGGAGGUGGAGAGCUACCAGAGCAAGCCACGGGAAGUCAUGUGGCAGCUGUGUGCUAUCAAAAUAACAGAGGCCAUUCAGUAUGUGGUGGAGUUCGCCAAGCGCAUCGAUGGCUUCAUGGAGCUGUGUCAGAAUGAUCAGAUAGUGCUGCUCAAAGCAGGCUCUUUGGAAGUUGUGUUUGUCAGAAUGUGUCGUGCCUUUGACUCGCAAAACAACACAGUCUAUUUUGACGGAAAGUACGCCGGGCCAGAUGUGUUCAAGUCAUUAGGCUGUGACGACUUGAUCAGCUCCGUCUUCGAGUUUGGGAAAAACUUGUGUUCGAUGCACCUGUCUGAGGAUGAGAUCGCCCUGUUCUCUGCCUUUGUGUUGAUGUCUGCUGACCGAUCUUGGCUCCAGGAGAAGGUGAAAGUGGAGAAACUUCAGCAGAAGAUUCAGUUGGCUCUCCAGCACGUCCUGCAGAAGAACCACCGAGAGGACGGCAUUCUUACAAAGUUGAUAUGCAAAGUGUCGACACUGCGGGCGCUGUGCAGUAGGCAUACAGAAAAGCUUACGGCUUUCAAAGCAAUAUAUCCAGACAUUGUGCGUGCCCACUUCCCCCCCUUAUAUAAGGAGCUGUUCGGAUCAGACUUUGAGCAGUCCAUGCCCGUUGACGGGUAGCGUCCCUGCCAGGUGCCAGAGCGCCCACCGUAGGGGAAUGUGGAGGAGGAAUCUGAGACACUUUAUUUUGGUGCCCUGCACAAACCAGAGUGGACAAGAUGGCACGCUGCUCAACAUCUUCUUUUUCAUCGAAGCGUAGGGCUGAUGGAGUUGAUUCUCAAGGUUUACUUCAGUGGUUCUCUUUGGAAGACUUGGGGGAGCCAACACCCCGUCCAACACGAAGACAAACAAUUUCUGCCCAGUUGAACUUGACCAUCUUUUGCGCAUUUCUGUGACGAUGGAUGUCAAUCAUGUGUUCAUUCGGCAGGAUUUACUUUAACGAUGUUUUGAUGCAUCUGGCUUUAAAUUGUAUGAAUCAUUGGUUUUGGUGUUCAAAUCUUUCAUUCGGCACUGAAACAUUUGUUAUUUUUGAGAAAACUGCAAUAAUUCCCUUUUUUCAGAUCAGUUGCACACAUUCAAAUGUGAAAUGCGCACAUUUUGGUCACGUUCUGCUUUUUUCUUUUCUUUCUCGUAUUCUGUCGAAAUCUUCUGGAUACAUUGCUUGGGACGCAAACUCACAGCAACUUGGAGGGAGGCUCUGUCGGCAUGGUGAUGCAAUCGGCACCUCUCUAUGGACAAUCGUUUAAAGAGUUAAAAAACAAACAAACAAAAAAGGAAACUUAGAAUUCUGGUAAUUCUACUGAAAUGAUUUUAGCUGUCAAAAACCUCCAUCCACCAUUGUUGCAUAGUGAAAUCAUGUAAGGCCAUCUGCUAUUAAUCCUUCUCUGGACGGGUGCCCCAGAGAAGCACGGGGCACCAACACAAUGAAAAGGGUCCAUUCCACCUGUUUUAUAAUGUACUACAGGGUAUAUGGUCAUAAGUACUUACUAUACAGAAAAAAAGUAAUGUUUAUAGAAUCUAUUUUAAAUAACAUGUAUGAUAUUCGUAGUUAGACGAUUCUUAAUUGUGCAAUUGAUAAGGCACUUUUCUUUACACCUUUGUUUAAUUUAAGACUUGUAUAUUUACCUAGUGAUGUGUUGCAUGUGCACAAGAAGAAAUACAAGUUGAACCACGGCCA